Molecule: messenger RNA, 2121 nt
Organism: Guillardia theta CCMP2712
Lineage: Eukaryota; Cryptophyceae; Pyrenomonadales; Geminigeraceae
Exons: 19
Coding region: 1-2121 (706 amino acids)
Molecular function (GO): protein binding
Source: RefSeq, a predicted model, not a curated record
AUGGAUGGUGAGGACGGAGAAGGAGAGGAUGAGCUGGCUGCCAUCUCGGCCAUGUACGAAGAAUCCAUCGAGAACAUCGUCAGACCCUGCAGCCUGACAGAGGGCUUCAUCGCCGUUGUAGAGCUCAAGUUCAACAUGACGAGGCUCCGAGUUCACAUACCGCGGGGAUACCCUGAGAUCAGGCCGGUGGUGUGCAUGGAGGAGCCAGGAGAGGAGGACGGUGGAUACAGCGAGCAACUCAUGAUGAAGAUACAAGCAUGUGUCACUGCACGCAACGCUUGCUUCUCAUGCACCAAGAGCAAGACUGUUGAGUUCGAGAGAAAGUCCGACGGCAUUGAUUCAGACAACGUCAUCACCCUGAUCGAGGCGAUCCGGUGUUUGAUAGACGAGGAGGACGCAUCAAGGGCGGGGCAGGAUGCUUGCUCUAGGGUGGCCUCGAGGCCUCAGUCUGAGAUUGUUGCGUGCUCGAGCGCUGUCAACAACAUCAGCAGCAUUCUCCCGACAGACCUGUUGACUAAGGUAAUAUCGAAGAUCGACAGGAGCCACCUGCUCAAAGUCUCGCUGGUCUGCAAGCUCUUCUCCUUCGCCGUCGACUCGGCUGAGAUUUGGCUGGAGAACAUGAGGAGGAAGGGAUGGGAAGGCCAGGCAGUAAUGGCAGGGGCAUCGAACUCUGACGACGGGUCGGACUAUGCAGCUCACUGCCUACCUCUCAAGGGUGGACGGGACACUGCUGCUGCUGCUGCUUCUGCUGCUGCCAACAUCAAGAACGUGUUCCGGGACAUGUGGAGGAGCGAGCUGCUGUGGUAUAUGAGGGAGACGAGCUCUAAGGGUGUGGUGGCGAGCUUGUCGAGAUUGGGCGAUCAGGCGUCGACUUCGGCAGUCACAGGCCUUGCCUACCUGCGGGGAGGAGACGACGACCUCCUGCUGGCCGUGGGUCUGAGCAAGUCGAUCCACGUCCUCCCGCUGCGAGAAUUCUCCUGGAGAGGUGAGGGCGAGGAGAGAGACGAGCGGGCCCCGCCGAGUGAACUGACGGGAGGGAUGGGGGGGGCGGCAGAAGGUGGAGGGAGCGGCGACCUGGUGGACCCGUUCACGGGGAUCAAGGAGCUGGCUGUGAGGGAUCAUCGCAGCUACGAUGGGAAGAUGGUGAACGUGCAGUCGUCCUCGGACGGAAAGAGUCUCGUCGCUGCUCUCAAUAACGGCAAGCUUAUGGCGUGGAAGGCAGGGACCAACGGGGUGAAGAGAGCAGAGGACAUGGGAAACAGCGCCGAUGCUAUCAUCCUCCGACCCCACAAGUCGUCCAUCAGGCAGUUCCAAGUGAGGACGCUGAGCUCGUCGCACCACCCCGUGGUCAUCGCAGGGGGAGACGACGGGUGCCUGUCCGUCUCGAGCGUGAGCAAGCAGAAGGGGGGGGCGUCGAGCAUGUUGAUGAGAGGGCACGGAGCAGCGAUCACGUGCGUUGACAGCAGCAAGGAUGAAGCAACUCAUGUUUGGGCGCAUGCGAUUGACAACGAGGCUGCGCUGACUCCUGCGCCAGCUGCUGGCAGCGUCUGGUGCAGCAGACGGGAGGGUGAAGCUGUGGGACUGCGAGAGGGGAAUGUGCUUGUUCAGAUCAUAGCGGGUAUGCACGACGGGAUCGUAAACUUCUACGACCCUCGCGCAAGCUCAGGGCAAGACGGGAGGAAGGCGAACCUUGUCUGCAGCAUCUCUCGCGCGUCCGCCCGCGACCCGGAGGAGCGAAUCUUCCGUUGCUCGAGCGUGUGGGACAAGUGGGGUAUCCACUGGCUAUGGGGUCAGCGCGCCAUGCUGGCCUCGGAGGAGGAGCUGCUGUGGGGGAGGAUAGGUUUCCCUCGCCGAGCCCUGUCAACCCUGCGCUGCAGCCCCAACGGGAGGAUGCUGGUGACGGUGGACACGCUGGAGGAGCUCUCGUGCUUCGAUCUGCGGAGGAUGGGAGUGUGCGUGAAUGUGCAAGCAGGGGAGACGAUUGGAAGGAGAGCAACGAGCGAGAAGACGCAGUGGAGCAGCGAGGAGGUGAAGAAAGGGAGAUUCAGCUCUGAGCUCGAUUGGAAGGCGAGCAGGAUCAUUCAAGAGUCCUGCAACUUUUGCGACGUGAUGCACAGGUAA